This is a messenger RNA of Caenorhabditis remanei, 486 nucleotides long. RefSeq lists its product as uncharacterized. The record is from RefSeq and is a predicted model, not a curated record. The transcript is spliced from 4 exons. Gene Ontology annotation, cellular component: phagocytic vesicle; late endosome; lysosome. Gene Ontology annotation, biological process: endosome to lysosome transport; phagosome-lysosome fusion. Bases 1 to 486 code for a protein of 161 amino acids. Lineage: Eukaryota; Metazoa; Nematoda; Chromadorea; Rhabditida; Rhabditidae.
AUGGCUGCUCUCACGAAUAAUGACAAAAUCAAUUACAAAGUCCUUGUAAUUGGAGAUCCAGGUGUUGGAAAAACUUCUAUCAUCAGAAGAUUUGUGCACAAUGUAUUUUCAUCAAACUAUAAAACUACAAUUGGUGUUGACUUUGCACUCAAAAUCCUACCUGUCGACGAGAACACAGUUGUUCAUCUUCAAAUCUGGGAUAUUUCAGUUACCUGUACAAUAAAAACUGCUCCAGCAAGUGGUCCAUUUCCGAGUCUGAAGAAUGGAACUUCAAUUGGAACUUCAUUAUAUCUCCAUUUUCCUAGCUCGAACACAAUGUAUGUUCCAACUAUGACUGCAGACAAUGUACACAAGAAGAAUGCAAUUCCGAAGCAUCCCAAUAGCACUCCGUGGGCCACAACCAAAAUAUAUCUUGGUGCAUCAGUGGAUGUGAUUGAUGGAUCUGAAGCUUAUUUGUCUGAUGUAUCGUCAGUAGUGAGCUCAUAA